AUGUUUUCGUACUGCAGGUUCAUUGGCUUCGCCAUUAACAAAAAUCUUCAGCAAUCCGCAGUUAGGGUUCAUGUCUAUCCCUCUAACUUCUUUUCCUCUCUACCCGCACAUCCUAAUCACAAGGAUUCGAAUUUGGUUGAUGAUAUCAGGCCAACCGGAUCGGAAUCGGGAUCGGGAUCGGAAACUGGUGCAGAUGAUCGUGUAAACGUUGUGAGAUCAACUGCAACUCCGUCAUCUUCUACCUCUGAAAGAAGGGAGAACAAGAGUUUCGUGGCGGAGACGGCGAAGCAAGGAGUUGCGAAAGCUUUGGAAACGGGAUUGGAAAUCGGAGAAAUGGCUAAAAAGACAUUGGAUAAUAUGUGGGAUAUUACGAAGGAUACUACUAAUAUGGUGAAGGAGGCGGUGACCAGCGACCCGGAGGAGAAAAAUGAUGUUCCGCCAACCGAUCGAUUUGUUGAUGAUCUGAGGAAACGCGCCGACGGUUAUGAUUUGAAGAAGAAAGGUUAA
Molecule: messenger RNA, 507 nt
Organism: Lactuca virosa
Lineage: Eukaryota; Viridiplantae; Streptophyta; Magnoliopsida; Asterales; Asteraceae
Source: the annotation of a GenBank genome assembly